Messenger RNA from Annulohypoxylon truncatum, 2259 nucleotides. Its product is annotated as Zn-dependent exopeptidase. NCBI's taxonomy places the organism in Eukaryota, Fungi, Ascomycota, Sordariomycetes, Xylariales, Hypoxylaceae. Gene Ontology annotation, biological process: proteolysis. Bases 358 to 1848 code for a protein of 496 amino acids. Gene Ontology annotation, molecular function: metalloexopeptidase activity; protein binding. The transcript has 2 exons. The record is from RefSeq and is a predicted model, not a curated record.
UAUCAAGCAGGCUUAGAUAUCUAGUAAGGUACCUACCUAGGAUAUGGGAGAUAGCUAAGAGUCUUGGAAGUACGACGAGGGGAAGAAAGUUGGAGAGGAGCUAUGAUAUUUUGCUUUGUAUGCAUGCAACCUCCCACCUCGGAUGCAGCCGAGACGAUGCGGUGGUGAUGAUGAUAUCGAGACGAAGAAUGGUGUGUCGGCAUCGCUUCUUCGUCAAUUUACGCGCGAUUAAACUAGGAUUGAGGGAUUGAGAUUAUAAGCAGAGACUUAGUCCCUUCUUUUUACGGUUUAAGGAGAGUGAUCUAGGUCUACGGUGCUUCAUUUCACAUUGAAAUACGUGGGCGUAUCACCGCCGUCAUGGAACUCACCAUCUCUACCAUCCUUGCUCUUGUGGUCCUCGGCAGCGCAACACCACUAACUCUCACAUCUCCCAACCCAGCGGCCGUGCUCCUACAAUCUAGAGCUGACGCGCCAUCCGCAUUGUCCUGCGAGGCAUCUAGCUGGCCGCCCAACUUAAUCGGUGUCACCAACGAGCCGCAACUGCCGUCCGAGGACCUCUCAUCUAUACUCGCGGAAGUCGAUCCGGCCAACAUCGAGGCUACGGUUCUAAAACUGGUUUCCUUUGGCACACGCCACACGUUGUCGACCCAGAACUCCAGCACGCGCGGGAUCGGCGCGGCGCGAGACUGGAUCCACUCGGAGUUCCAACGGUACGCGAAUGCGAGCGACGGCCGGUUAACCGUCGAGACGGUGGGAUACAUACAGGAGGUAGACGGCGACCGGAUCCUGUUUCCGACGCUGAUCAGCGAUGUCGUUGCUAUGCUUCAUGGGGCCGAGGAGAACAGGCUAUAUGUCGUAAGUGGACACUACGACUCGCGGGUGUCUGACCCUUUAAACUACGAAGAUGAUGCUCCCGGGGCGGAUGAUGAUGCCUCGGGAGUGGCGAUCUCGCUCGAGUUGGCGAGGGUCUUUUCGCAGACGAAAUACCCGAGGCCAAAGGCGAGUAUUGCAUUUGUGGCGGUCGCCGGCGAGGAGCAAGGACUGUAUGGAGCGCAGUAUCUGGCGCAGAAGUACGCUAAUGCUACGCCGAGAGUUAACGUCGAAGGCAUGUUCACAAACGACAUCGUAGGCUCCCCCAAAGGCGGCACUGACGGGGAACGUAACGACCCGUACGUGAUCCGGUUAUUCGCGCAGAGCCUACCGCCUCUCACGGUAGAAAACAGUACUACACGCGAAAGUCGCCUGACGAUCGGUGGUGAAAACGACAGUCCAGCACGCCAACUAGCCCGGUUCGUCAAAGAGGUCGCCGAGAAUGAGGCGACGGGGAUGAACGUAUCGGUUGUUUAUAGACUUGACCGUUACCUGCGAGGCGGCGACCACCGGCCCUUCCUCGAGGCCGGGUACCCGGCGGCGCGAUUUACAGAGCCGCAUGAGGACUUCGCGCACCAGCACCAAGAUGUGCGCAUCGAUGAUACUGGCAAGCAGUACGGCGACCUGCCCGAGUUCGUGGACUACGAAUUCGUUGCGCGCGUUGCGAGGGUCAAUGGCGCGGCAUUGUGGAGCCUGGCGACGGGUCCUGGUGCCCCGCGGAACGUGAGGGUCGAUACAACGGCUUUAAGCCCAAACACGACGCUCUACUGGGACCCGCCGAACCCAGAGUACGGCGGUGGGUAUGAGAUAGUGUGGAGACCGACGAGCGCGCCGUUUUGGACGGGGGUGCUUGACGUUGGACCCGCUAUACAGGCCAUGCUGUCACUGAGUAAGGACGAUGUUGUAUUUGGUGUCAGGGCGAAGAGUGAUGAUGGUUUUAGGGGAGUUGCUGUGUUGCCUUUUCCUGGGUCGGGGUGAGAAGAUAGUCAUCUUUCUCGGGCGUCGUAGUUCUCCUCGAUUUGCGCGAAAAUACUAUUAGGUCCUCGAGGGUCUAAGCCACUUGAAUGAAAUAGAACACGGAAUACGAUCUUCGGACAAUAUGCGGAAUGGCAUUAGGCGAUUGUCGUGGAACAAGAUGGACAUCGUCCCGUUUGUACUGCCUUGUACCCAUACUCGGGGAUACCCAUGAUCUCAUUUAAUAGAGAAUAGUUUGGAUAUAAAUAAGGUGAACCGUCAAUUUCGUAGUAGUUAAGCGAGACGUUGUAGCUCUAUCGUUGGGGAUGCUAAACUCCAUGUCAGUUAUCGUCGCGUCCCAGAGUAGGUACACAGUAACACGGUCAUUUCAUCGUCAAUGAGAUUGUAAUGACCGAGUUUUUAUUUGAAUGAUAG